UCUUUCGCCCCUAUACCCAAGUUCGACGAUCGAUUUGCACGUCAGAAUCGCUGCGGACCUCCACCAGAGUUUCCUCUGGCUUCGUCCUGCUCAGGCAUAGUUCACCAUCUUUCGGGUCCCAACGCGUGCGCUACUGCUCCGCCUCGCCGACGGUGCGGCCGAAACGGGCGGGUGUCUCGCUAUUUAUAA
Helobdella robusta is the source of this 189-nucleotide messenger RNA. RefSeq lists its product as hypothetical. The annotation marks the transcript as partial. The transcript has a single exon. NCBI's taxonomy places the organism in Eukaryota, Metazoa, Annelida, Clitellata, Rhynchobdellida, Glossiphoniidae. The record is from RefSeq and is a predicted model, not a curated record.